Molecule: messenger RNA, 656 nt
Organism: Vigna umbellata (rice bean)
Lineage: Eukaryota; Viridiplantae; Streptophyta; Magnoliopsida; Fabales; Fabaceae
Source: RefSeq, a predicted model, not a curated record
ACAGCCACCCAAUCUUGAAGCUAAUGAUGGCGAGCUAAGUAAUGUGUCUAAGAAAGGGCGUCACAAAGCUCUUAAUGAUGAUUUUGCAGAUGAAAAGAAGUAUGAUGACGCUACUGCUGAGAUGAAAAGAAAGUCAAAGAUGAAGAAGGGAUCUCAUCCUUCCUUUAAAGUGAUAAAUACUGAGGGAGAAGAUAAGGCAAUUGAAGGAGAUCCAGAGAUCAGAAUUCUUACACGACCAUUUGCUUUUCGUGUGCCUGCAAUUUUAGUGCUGCUGCUACUUUUCAUCUAUUGCAUUUUAGCAUUAGCAGAAGCAUUGUCUGGUUAUGGUGUUGCCUUGGGUUCAACCGAAGUUCCUGCUCUUAUGUUUGUCUGUGGAGGGGCAAUUGGCGCAAUGCUGCUUAUGGGCUCCAUCAUCAUGGUGCUGAAGUCUGUCUUUAAAAACCAGAUUCCCUCUAAAAUAGGUUAAACUUUUUGGAUGGAAUACUAAAACAAUGACUUUCUCGUACAAUGCUAAGUCACACUUAUCGGUGACUUUCUUUUUCGUUUUAUUCAAUGUGCUCGUGAACUUAUUAGCUUGUAAUUGCCGAUGGAAUGAAAUUGAGAACCAAUUUCUUCCCCAUCUUUCUUUGUAAGAAUUUUUUAGAUCAUUUCUAUAG